AUGGCACCACCAAGUAAAUCCGUUCCUAUUCCCAUUCACAGAUCUGCCUCGCAUACACCAUCUAUGAUGGUAAACGCCAAGAAAUAUUUAUCAGAUCGGCCACAGUUGUUGGAUUGUCCUAGAUGCAGGGCUCAUGGAGAAACGGAACUACGUUUCGUUAAUGGUUUCUGCACAUUCAUUGCAUUCCUCGUCAUUUUAAUGGCUGGAGUAUUAGUUUUGCCUUUGUUCUUCCUUUGGGUACCUUUCUGCGUGGAUACCUUCAAAGACGUAGAGCACUACUGUCCAUCUUGUAAAGCCUGGGUCGGAACAUACAGAAGAAUUGGAAAGAGUACAUAA
Molecule: messenger RNA, 336 nt
Organism: Auanema sp. JU1783
Lineage: Eukaryota; Metazoa; Nematoda; Chromadorea; Rhabditida; Rhabditidae
Source: the annotation of a GenBank genome assembly